AACCUUGGUACCUCUCCCGCUACUCUGAGGUUGGGUGGCAGACGGAGGGAGUCCGCCGGUGAACGAGUAAUAGAAGAAAAUAAAAGCAAGCAAAAUGCCCUCCAAUAAAGAUGACGGCGGCUGGAAGGAGUUCCUGUGGAAUUCAGAGAGGGGGGAGCUGCUGGGGCGAACCGGGGGAAGCUGGUUCAAAAUUGCAGUCUUCUAUGUCAUCUUCUACGGCCUCCUGGCAGGGGUCUUUAUUGGCACCAUCCAGGCCAUGUUGAUGACCUUGAGUGAGUACAAGCCCACCUGGCAGGACAGAGUUGCACCCCCUGGCCUUUCACAUACCCCACGUUCUGACAAAGCUGAGGUGUUCUUCAGUGUGAGGGAGUCGGAGACCUACCUGCCUUACGUCAAAGCUCUGAGGGACUUCAUGAAACAAUAUGAUGACAACAUUCAGAACAACAACAUGUUGUUUGAGGAUUGCGGAGAACAACCUGCAGACUACAAGCAUAGAGGUGACUUGGAGAGCGACAUGGGUGGUGUUAAGGCUUGCAGGUUCCCCAGGUCUCUGCUGGGUUCUUGCUCCGGCCUUGAAGACAAUGAUUUUGGUUUCAAGGAUGGCAAGCCAUGCCUGAUUGUGAAGCUCAACCGGAUUGUCAAUUUUCGUCCCAGGCCUCCCGGCAACAACGACAGCAUUCCUGAAGAGGCAAAACCUAAAGUCCAGGCCAACGUCAUCCCUCUCUACUGCACUAACAAGAGAGAGGAGGAUGCUGAUAAAAUCGGGGAGAUCAAAUAUUACGGAAUAGGCGAAGGCUUCCCUCUGCAGUAUUACCCCUACUACGGCAAGCGGCAUCAACCCCAAUACCUCCAGCCACUGGUAGCGCUGCAGUUCACCAACCUGACCCGGAACACUGAACUGCGCAUCGAGUGCAAAGUGUUUGGAGAAAACAUCUACUACAACGAGAAGGACCGCUACCAGGGACGCUUUGACAUCAAGAUCCAGGUUAACUCAUGACCGUCUGGAAAAUAGCACCCCCCAUCUCUCCCCACACGUCCCUUUAAAUGGUACCGCACAUGCGAAGGGAUGAGUCAACCCUCACUAGUCUUAAACCGAUGAAAGGAAAUGCUUGUUGGGGCGUUGUGGUAAUCAGCCUUCAUUACUAGCUUCUGCACCUUUUUCUAGCCUUUAGACUUAAAUUUAGAGAUGAAAUUAGCAAUAGGGCCAAUAAAUGUCUAGUUAUUCAAAUGUAAAUGAGUUACCCACAAGCCAUGGGACAUCACUGAAGAGUGUAAUUCAUCAUGUCUGUCCCCUC
Molecule: messenger RNA, 1295 nt
Organism: Poecilia latipinna (sailfin molly)
Lineage: Eukaryota; Metazoa; Chordata; Actinopteri; Cyprinodontiformes; Poeciliidae
Gene: atp1b1b
Product: ATPase Na+/K+ transporting subunit beta 1b
Exons: 6
Coding region: 95-997 (300 amino acids)
Biological process (GO): intracellular sodium ion homeostasis; intracellular potassium ion homeostasis; potassium ion import across plasma membrane
Cellular component (GO): sodium:potassium-exchanging ATPase complex
Molecular function (GO): ATPase activator activity
Source: RefSeq, a predicted model, not a curated record